Nicrophorus vespilloides is the source of this 1343-nucleotide messenger RNA. Its product is annotated as progestin and adipoQ receptor family member 3. Gene Ontology annotation, molecular function: signaling receptor activity. The coding region runs from base 218 to 1267 and encodes 349 amino acids. The transcript is spliced from 7 exons. NCBI's taxonomy places the organism in Eukaryota, Metazoa, Arthropoda, Insecta, Coleoptera, Silphidae. The record is from RefSeq and is a predicted model, not a curated record. Gene Ontology annotation, cellular component: membrane.
AGUGAAGUGCGACGAAUCGACUUAGUCUUGUCCCGACCGUCGCGAAACUAAGUCGCGCAUCCGCAAACAAGAAACAAAGUGAAACAAAACUAACGAAACAGAAACAAACAAAGCGAUUUAGUGAUCAAGUGACAGGUUUUGGUGAGUGUCGUGGAUGUUAAACCCUAAUCACCAAUAAUUGUUUAUGACUAGAGUGGAUUUACUUUAGUGCAUUGAGAUGACGGUGUGUUUGCAUCACGAAAUACCGAAGAGCGAGUGCAGGAGUGAGAAGCAGAACGAGACUUGCUGUACGGAUGAUGUCGAGGAGGAGUUCGUGCAGGACAGGACGCAGACGGUUCACGAUGAGGAGGAGUACGACAAGUGCGGUAAAUCUGCCGAAGAGAAGAAGAAGAAGAGCAGAAGCAAAAGCUACGAAUCCGAGGAGAAGAUGAAGAGGCUUUUAACCUUCGACGAGGCUCCAUCGUAUCUAGCACACAACAGAUUCAUCUUAUCCGGCUACAGAGGCAUCCUGAACACCAAACUCUGCAUAGAAAGCAUCUUCUGGUGGACCAAUGAAACCAUCAACAUUUGGUCUCAUAUUUUCGGAUUCGUUCUCUUCACUGCUCUCACCUUCUACGAUUUCUUGGCCUUAAACAUCCACGGUCACAUGAGCGAUAAAUUCUUAGUAGCCAGCGUUCUUUUCUGUUUUGUGGCAUGCAUGUUUCUAUCCUCCAUGUACCACACAUUCAAUUGUCGCUCCGAAGAAGACUUCCACGGCUUCCUCAAUUUGGACCUCUUCGGUAUAGCUUUAAGCCUCUUGGCCAUCUACACCUCAGGCAUAUACUUUGCGUUCUGGUGCCAUUCGCAUUGGCGUCAAUUCUACAUCAUCUCCGUGACUUUAAUCUUCUUCGUCGCUAUGCUACUGCAACAUCCCAAAUUCAACGUGGAUUCCAAUACGAGGAUGAUAGUCUUCGUAUCUUGGGCUGCAUACGGAGUGAUCCCGACCAUCCAUUGGAUCUUCGUCAUGGGUGGCAUCAACAAUCCCGUCGUUGAACUUUUGCUUCCUCGAGUUCUGGGGAUGUACGCCAUCAGCGGCACUGCCUUCUUCAUUUACAUCACGAAGAUUCCUGAGCGCUUCUGCGCCGGUAAAUUCGAUUACUUGGGACAUUCUCAUCAAUGGUGGCACAUCAUCAUUGUCUUAGCUCUCUACUACUGGCAUAGCUCAGGCAUCAUCUACGUUAACUAUAGGAUAAAUCAUGCUUGCGCUGAUAGCAUGAGACUGGAUUAAGCGAAUUUUGCGUUUUAGCAGAAUCGGAUAUUGUUAUGCAACCAAUUGUUAUCAAAUAAAUAUUCGCCGUUAUCGA